AUGACCACUCUUCAAGCCCAGGUUGAUGCGCUAGUGAAGGAGUUCGAGGUCUCUGCUGCUGAUUUGGACAAGUGUGUCGAGCGGUUCUUGGAGCAGGCCACGGCCAGUCUGGCCAAACCAACUGAUAAGGGCCUUCCCAUGCUUCCUACUUACCUUACUACAGUUCCCACUGGUGACGAGAAGGGCGUUUACCUUGCCGCUGAUCUCGGUGGCACCAAUUUCCGUGUGUGCUCAGUUACGUUGCUUGGCGAGGGUAAGUUCGACAUUGUCCAGGAGAAAUGGCCCACACCUCAGGAAGUUAUGCGUGGAGAUGCUGCUGGUCUUUUCAAGUUCCUGGCCGAUUGCAUGGAUGAAUUUUUGCGCAAGCAUCACGGCGAUAAGUUUACUUGCGAGGAGGGCGUCACCAUCGCGGGAAAGGUCGAUCCACUGAAGCUUGGUCUGACCUUCUCUUUCCCCAUCACUCAAACAAGUCUCAACACAGGCACCUUGCUGCGCUGGACCAAGGGAUUCGAUAUUCUGGAGCUUGUUGGCAAGGACGUUGCCAAGCUUCUCCAGGCCGAGAUCACUCGUCGUAAAAUGCCAGUUUACAUUGCUGCUACCAUUAAUGAUACUGUAGGCUGCCUUAUGACUCGUGCCUACACUACAGGAAAGGGCGUCAACACCGUUAUGGGCACCAUUUUUGGUACUGGCACCAACGCGGCCUACGUCGAGAACGUCAAAGCGAUUAAAAAACUCGAUGAUCCCAAAGACGAGGGUGGAAUCAUGGUUAUCAACACCGAAUGGGGCUCGUUUGACAACGACUUGACCGUUUUGCCAAACACCCGGUUCGACAUUGCGCUCGACAAGGUUACGCCCAACAAAGGGUUCCAUAUGUUUGAGAAACGCGUGAGCGGCUUGUUCCUGGGCGAGCUCACGCGUCUUGUUUUGCAUGAGCUCUAUGAUAACAAGGUGCUGUUUACCGGUCAAUCGACCGUCGGCAGCACUGUUCUUAAAACACCCUUCUCCAUCAACACCAGCGUGCCUUCGCUAAUUGAGGGCGACGACACCCCGGAUCUGACGGAAACUGAAGAGAUUAUCAAGGACGCCUUUGGCUACUCUACCUCGCUUGAGGAGCGCCGGGCGAUUCGCCGCGUCUGCCAGGCCAUUGGCACCCGCUCGGCCCGUCUGUCUGCAUCAGCCCUUGCUGGUCUCCUGAUCAAGAGCGACUCGUUCGAGAAGUACGAAAAGCUUGAUAUUGGAGGCGAUGGGUCUGUCGUCGAGUUCUACCCGCAUUUCGAGGAACGCGUGCGCCGUGCGUGGUGCGAGAUGGCUACAGUGGGCAGCUACAAAGAGCAGCGUAUUACGCUGGGCAUUGCCAAGGAUGGAAGCGGUGUUGGUGCUGCUCUAUGUGCACUUGUUGCUCCUUGA
This is a messenger RNA of Wickerhamiella sorbophila, 1407 nucleotides long. Its product is annotated as Glucokinase. The record is from RefSeq and is a predicted model, not a curated record. Gene Ontology annotation, molecular function: fructokinase activity; D-glucose binding; glucokinase activity. The transcript has a single exon. Gene Ontology annotation, cellular component: mitochondrion; cytosol. The coding region runs from base 1 to 1407 and encodes 468 amino acids. NCBI's taxonomy places the organism in Eukaryota, Fungi, Ascomycota, Dipodascomycetes, Dipodascales, Trichomonascaceae. Gene Ontology annotation, biological process: glycolytic process; glucose 6-phosphate metabolic process; intracellular glucose homeostasis.